Messenger RNA from Pisolithus orientalis, 2856 nucleotides. Its product is annotated as tRNA synthetases class II (A)-domain-containing protein. The coding region runs from base 1 to 2856 and encodes 951 amino acids. The transcript has 12 exons. Gene Ontology annotation, cellular component: mitochondrion; cytoplasm. Lineage: Eukaryota; Fungi; Basidiomycota; Agaricomycetes; Boletales; Pisolithaceae. The record is from RefSeq and is a predicted model, not a curated record. Gene Ontology annotation, biological process: tRNA modification; alanyl-tRNA aminoacylation. Gene Ontology annotation, molecular function: aminoacyl-tRNA deacylase activity; nucleic acid binding; alanine-tRNA ligase activity.
AUGUCCACUUACAACGGUCCUUGGCCAGCUCGCAGAGUACGACAGGAAUUCUUCGAUUACUUCAGGAAUCGGGGCCAUACAUUCGUACCCUCGUCAUCGACCAUCCCUUACGAUGACCCAACCCUCCUCUUCGCCAACGCCGGCAUGAAUCAGUUCAAAACCAUCUUCCUCGGAACCGUAGAUGCCAAUUCUGAGCGAGGAAAACUCAAACGUGCAUUCAACACGCAAAAAUGCAUACGAGCUGGCGGCAAACAUAAUGAUCUCGAGGAUGUUGGGAAAGACUCCUACCACCAUACAUUCUUUGAGAUGCUCGGAAAUUGGUCCUUUGGUGACUACUUCAAGAAAGAGUCUAUUACGUUCACUUUCGAGCUCCUCACUCAUGUAUUCAAGUUGCCCAAAGAGAGAUUAUAUGUCACGUACUUCGCAGGCGAUCCUCCAAACAACAUACCUUCCGACGACGAGGCAAAACAAACUUGGCUGAGUCUUGGAAUGGACCCCACACACGUUAUACCCUCAAAAUUUAACUUUUGGGAGAUGGGCUCGACCGGUCCUUGUGGACCCUGCAGCGAAGUACACGUCGACCGGAUAGGUGGCCGUGAGGUCGCUCAUCUCGUCGACGGUGACGACCCGACGGUCGUCGAGAUAUGGAACAACGUCUUUAUCCAAUUCAACCGGGAAACAGACGGCACGCUCAAACCAUUACCACAAAAACACGUCGACACGGGCAUGGGAUUCGAACGUGUUGUGUCCGUACUUCAGGAGAAGAUGUCCAACUACGACACCGAUGUGUUCUCACCCAUCAUGGCCAGGAUAGAAGAACUCACGGGUGCUCGUCCAUACACCGGCAAAUUCGGUGCGGAAGACGUAGACGGCAUCGACACCGCCUACCGAGUCAUCGCCGAUCACGUCCGCACCCUGUCAUUUGCCUUGAGCGACGGUGGCAUGCCAAAUAACGUCGGCAGGGGUUACGUCCUUCGUCGCAUCUUGCGUCGGGGGUGCCGGUACGUCAGAAAGAAGUUCGGUGCACCGAUCGGGACCUUCUUCUCGUCGUUGAUGCUCGUCGUCGUCGAACAAAUGGGUGAUGUUUUCCCCGAACUCAAGCGGAAACAAGAUGAGAUCAAGGAAAUCCUAGACGAGGAAGAAGAAUCAUUUUCUCGAACGCUUGACCGAGGCGAGAAGCUCUUUGAUCAAUAUGCCUCCAAAGCGAAGGAGGUGGGCUCGAAUGAACUCGGCGGCGCUGACGUGUGGCGAUUAUAUGAUACCUUCGGAUUCCCGGUUGAUUUGACGCGACUGAUGGCGGAAGAGCUCGGCAUGACAGUUAACGAAAAGGAGUUUGAGGCGGCGCAGGAACGGUCCAAGCUUGCUAGCAAAGGGACAUUUAAGAAGGAUAAGUCAGAGGCACUCAAGCUUGACGUCCAUGACUUGGCAGCGCUCGAGAAGAAUACUGCAAUCCCAAAGACGGACGACUCGGCAAAGUUUGGUACCGGCAACAUCAGCGCCCAGGUCAAGGGCAUCUUCUAUAACCGUCAGUUCCUUUCGUCGACGUCAAGUAUACCUGAGGGUGCCAACUUGGGCAUUUUGCUGGACCGCACGAGUUUUUAUGCCGAAGCAGGCGGUCAAGAGUACGACACGGGAAACAUCGUUAUCGACGAUGUUUGUGACUUCGAGGUUACUAAUGUUCAGGCAUACAGCGGAUAUGUUCUUCACACUGGCUACCUCAAGUAUGGCCAACUGAACGUUGGUGAUGAGGUCAUUUCAUCCUACGAUGAGCUUCGGAGAUGGCCAUUGAGGAGCAACCACACUGCGACGCACGUCCUUAACUUCUGUCUCCGCGAAGUCUUGGGCGACCACAUCGAUCAGAAGGGAUCACUUGUUGCACCAACGAAGCUCCGCUUUGAUUUCUCGCACAAGGCGCAGAUUUCGUUACCCGAGCUAGCUAAGGUUGAAUCAAUGAGCAUUGACUGGAUCACACGCAACGUCAAAGUUUAUAGUAAAGACCUGGAUCUGAAAACGGCUUACAAGAUUCCGGGUGUACGUGCGGUGUUUGGCGAAGCAUAUCCUGACCCUGUCCGCGUCGUCGUGCUUGGGUAUGAUGUCGACGAAAUCGCAAACGAUGCCGAGAAUCCCAUGUGGCGAAACACGAGCAUCGAGUUCUGCGGUGGUACCCACGUCGCUAAGACAGGAGAUAUCAAGGAUUUUGUUAUCACGGAGGAAUCAGGCAUUGCCAAGGGCAUUCGGAGAAUAACCGCAGUCACGGGACAGGAAGCCCACGAAGCUGCACGUGUUGCAGACGAGUUCAAGGCGCGGCUAGACGCACUGGAGUCGGUCUCCGGUAAGGAAAAGGAUGCAGGACUGAAGACGCUUAGUGUGGAACUUGGCCAAGCAGACAUUUCUGUCUUGCGGAAGGCUGAGCUCAAGGAUCGCCUUGCCGCAGUUCGGAAGGCAUUCGAUAAACAAAUCAAGGAAAAGGAAGCUGCAGCUAAUAAAGCGGCAGUAGAUGCGCUCGUAGCCCACUUCCAGGAGAAGCCGGACUCCGAGGGAUAUUUUGCGAUCUUGGAGGUGAAUGGAAAUGCGAAGAUCCUGCAAAAUGUUAUUGCACAGGGCAAGAAACUCGGCAAAGCCGUGUACGUUUUUAGCGCUGAUACCGAGGGGGGCAAAGUUGCACAUGCCAACUACCUUCCCGAAAUUGUCCGAUCACAAGGCUUUGACGCCAAGAUAUGGGCUUCGAAGGUAACUGAGAUUUUGGGCGGAAAGGCUGGAGGCAAAGAGGAGGGCUCUCAGGGCGUCGGUGUCCAUGUAGACAAAGUCGAGGAGGCAUUGAGUGUCGCAGAAGCUGCGUACUUGAACAGGAAGUAA